This is a messenger RNA of Dermacentor silvarum, 796 nucleotides long. RefSeq lists its product as uncharacterized. The record is from RefSeq and is a predicted model, not a curated record. The coding region runs from base 47 to 610 and encodes 187 amino acids. The transcript is spliced from 2 exons. NCBI's taxonomy places the organism in Eukaryota, Metazoa, Arthropoda, Arachnida, Ixodida, Ixodidae.
GCUGAGCCGUGCUCCCUCAAGGGCUGCUUCCUUUCUCAAAACCACUAUGCCCGCUGGCUCCGAUCACCAGGCGUCGGGUCGCCAGCGCCCGUCGACGCUUUGGGGAAGAGAGCGACUGAGAACUCGGGCACCGGGCCACGACCAGAUGGCCGAUGUGACCCGAGGUGAGCCGAGGAACGAGCAGCGGAUGGCGCGGACCCGCCACUCUUUGGAGCAACCACGUGGAGGUGGGGGCAACCGCGGCGCGGGUAGGAGCGACUCGACCGACGAACCAGGGCGCCAAGGCUCCAACUCGCCACCAGCGAGAAAUGUGCGCUCGUUGCGCCACGUGGCCACGUUGGUUGCACACGUGGGGGAUCAGCCUCCCCGCCUGUACGCUAGCGCAGCUCCAUGGAGGACGCAACUGCGGGUGCAGCGCGCCCGCGGCCUGGACGUGUCCCUGCCACCGGAAGCCCCGGGCAGGUACUGCGAAAUCUGCGGUGGCCUCGUGAUCGACGCCGCGCGGCAUGCAGCCUCGGAGCUGCAUAUCUCCAAGAUGGAGGAGGCCGCCGCCAGGCCACUGCAUAUCCCCAAGAUGGCGGAGGCCGCGGCCCAGGGAAGCUUGCCGUGAUGCUAGCGAGCUGCGUGACAGGAUGGCGCGCGAUCCUGUCUUGGCGGCCCUUGUCCUGGGACCGGCUCCUCCUGCCCCGCCGCUGAAACCCUGGGAUGUCGAGGUCCAAAAGAGGCGGACGCCUUCGAUUUCGAUUGAUCGGAGGGCAUUUGAAACUUUUAAAAUAAAUGUGUCGAAGAAACCUUU